Molecule: messenger RNA, 587 nt
Organism: Aspergillus pseudonomiae
Lineage: Eukaryota; Fungi; Ascomycota; Eurotiomycetes; Eurotiales; Aspergillaceae
Product: DUF2423 domain-containing protein
Exons: 3
Coding region: 106-474 (122 amino acids)
Cellular component (GO): preribosome, large subunit precursor
Source: RefSeq, a predicted model, not a curated record
AAAGACUGACCACAUUCACAGAGCCAUUCUCUGCUUCGUCUUAUAAUUGAGGAUAACGCGUUUAUCUCAGUAUCUUAUUCCUCUUUCCUUUUUUCUACCAUCGACAUGGCAAAGAGUGUCCGAGCGAGUGUCCAAAAGCGCAAUAGAGCGAAACUGCGAGCCACAGUCUUUGGGCCAGUUGUUGAUGCGCGAACUGAAAGGCUCUCAGCUAAACUGCAAGAACUUGCCUCCCAGCCAAAACCAAGUAAUGAAGAAAAGUUAGAUACGGCACUGGAUAUGAAGGAUCGCCAGGAAGAGACUAAGAUAUUACAACCAAAUGAAGAUAUGGACAUUGAUAACGGCUCCAUUAAAACUACUCAGAGUCGCUCUCACAAAGGAGGGCGGAUUCAUAAACGCCACAGCAACAGAAAGAAUCGCUCGUCCAUUGUGUUCCGUCCACACCAGUCCAAGAAUAAGGGCCCGAAGAGGAGGUAAAAUUUUUAGGCACCAUUUGUUUAUAAACACUAGAUUGGCGUUCGGGGUUAUCUACAACAUCCUCUCAUCGUGUUUCAGUUAUGAUCAAUAACAAUUAGAAUUUAUGACAACAA